Molecule: messenger RNA, 2589 nt
Organism: Aquila chrysaetos chrysaetos
Lineage: Eukaryota; Metazoa; Chordata; Aves; Accipitriformes; Accipitridae
Exons: 4
Coding region: 1-855 (284 amino acids)
Source: RefSeq, a predicted model, not a curated record
AUGCCUCCUCUUUCACCUGGGGGAGGAGAGGCCAGGGCAGGCCGGGGGCGGGGGGCCCGGCGCCGGGCGGCCGAGGGCCUGGGCCGGGGCUACGCGGGGCGCGGCGGCGGCUCCCGCCCUCCGCGCGGGCGCGGGGGGAGCCGCCGCGGCGCCGCCCCGGCCCCGCUUCCUCUUCCUGCCGCCUCGGCCGGCGCCGCCGGCGGCCGCCGCAGCAGGGGCGGGCAGCGCCGGCGGGUCUCAGCCGCGGCUGGAGGGGCAGAGGCGGGCGGGCGGGCCUCUCCGGGCUGCGGGCAGCUGACAGGCCCACCCCACCCCGGGGCGGCGCUGCUCCGCAGGGGGCCGGCGGGGGCAGAGGCCGAGGCCGAGGCCCCGGCCCGGGCCCGGGCCUGCCGCGCGUUACCGCCGCGCGGGUGCGGGGCAGCGCGCCUCGAGUGCCGGAUUUUUAUACCUUUUCCUAACACGUGUAAUUUUUCCCCAGGGGAAGAGGUGUGCGUAUGGGGGACGUGCGUCCCGGGACGUCUUUCUCUGAAGGCAGAAGCGCAGCGUUGGCUGGCCUGUGCUUUCCAGCGGCUCUUUCUCGGGCGCGGGGGGGAGCGUGUGUGUAGGAGGAUGGCUGGGGAGCAGGGGGCUUCACAGACCUCUCUUGAGGAUAUAUAUCAGGCAAGUGACAGUUGCAGUCUUUUAUAUGUUAGUGUUCGUGGGAACCCUGUGUGCUUAAAGACCUUGAUACCAGCUGUAGAACUGAUUGUGAGUCAUCAGCCUCAUCUCACCUGUGUGUUGGAAGGUGUCUGGAUGCAUGCUAUUCCUAGGAAACCUGCAGGAAUUAAAAGGAGAGGAAUUAGCCUGGAUGACUGAGUGACAAGAACUGGUGGAUGAACUGUCUUGUACAUUGCCUUGCAAGGGUGAGGUUAGAGCAGGUCCCUGGUGACCAAUAGUAUGGAGCACACCAUGAAACACAUGCCAUACAAAUUCAGGUCCCAGUCAGGAGGGACCCUGGAGAAGCCUGCUUCUUCCAAUGCAGGUACAGUGAAAAUAUCUCUGGACUACAAAUCACCAUGAUGAUACUGAAAGAUUUCUGUUGCUCAGCAUGGCAGAGCUGUUGCCUAAUCCGCUCUUCUCAUGUAGCUCUUUUGGCUCUUUGUGUUCAGGUUUCCCAAGAGCAGGUUGCAAAAUUUUGUGUGUCAGAUUUCACUAUGAAUCUCGAUGAUUUCACCAAUUCUGUCUUGCAUUAGUGGUUUGCAAACUCCUGCAAAGCAGCAUGAGGGUGUCUUCUGCAAAAUACAUUGAGAUAGCAGCCCCAACACGCUUCAUGCUUUCUUACUACUUCUUUCCCUUUCUGGGAAGACUUCCUCACACUAUGUAAAGUCUUCUAAAAAGCUAUGAAUUCCUUCAAUUGUGGUGUGCCUUAUCAUUUGUAAUAAAAUGCAUAUAUUAAAAAAAAAAAAAAAAAAGCUUUGCAAAAUAAAUGCAUGAGCUGCUUUGCUAAAUACCAAAUACAACUGUAUGCAAGGAACUGUAUUCAUUUCAGUAAAAAGAAAAAGUUCUUUUGUAUGAAUGUUACAGGAACUCAAAUGGUCACAAUUGUUUCUGAACCUUAUUUUGCCUCCUAAUCUGAGGCAUGUUAGAUCUCUCAAAGUUUUCCAGCAGCCUAAACCCCCAAGAGAGCUAAGAAAGAGGUGUGUAAGUGCCCUUACAGCCACUGUGCAGUAAGGGCAAAGUAAAGGUGAGAGAGAAUCUAGAUGCAGUCCUGAAACCAAACUAAUGUGUUUCCCCUCUUGCAGCUAUCAGCAGCUGGGGUUGGCUGACUGACUAAAUGGCUAGUGGGAAAAAGAUACUAAAGAAUUUAACACACAGAGAAGGAGAGACAGAUGGCAAUAGACUGGCCUAUCUUCAACUGAGAGGUCUGAAGGACAUGGUAUGUGAAAUUCCUGAUAGAAGAUGUGUUGGAGAAAGACAGAGGUGUUACCAGGUAACUAUAAAGUAGCAAAGGUAUUCUAGAAAGGUGCAAAAACUGAUCCAGGCAUCUAAGUAUGUGUUGGUCUGCUCUCAGUAGGCUUUAAAAUAAAAUGUGGAGAGAAUAAUACAUGGAGGUAAAUGGAAUGAAAUGUCACAUCUUUUUAAUCAAAGGUAGAUUAUCUCAGAUUAACGAAAGAUCAUUUUUGAUAAAUUCUGUGGUAUUUUUAGGCAAAGAGAAUGGAUAGAACUAUUCUAUCUUGAUUGUAUUUGAUAUACUGCCUUGUGGGAAAUUAUUAAUUAAGUUGGACAUGAUAAGAAUCAUUAAAAAAAUUGAAAGUGGGUAAGGAGAGUGGGGGAGUAGUCAGAGGACAAUGGGGACUAUCAAAAAGGAAGUAUUGGAAUGAAGUUACUAAUAGUUUUUUUUUUUUAAGAUUCAAUUUUGAGAGCAACCGUGUUAAUCUUAAUAAUUUCAUUAAUGAUGUUGAUAAGAGAAUUAGGAGAGUGACAGUGAUUCUGGUUACAGAAUUUUAGACAGCAUAGUUAAUGGAGAGGAGGAUAAGAAUAUCAAAUGGGAAAAAUUAGACGACUCCAAGGACAAGAGAAAUAAAGUGGCUAAUAUUUAAAAUAUUAGAG